This is a messenger RNA of Nematolebias whitei (Rio pearlfish), 535 nucleotides long. Its product is annotated as essential MCU regulator, mitochondrial-like. The coding region runs from base 4 to 297 and encodes 97 amino acids. The transcript has 3 exons. The record is from RefSeq and is a predicted model, not a curated record. Gene Ontology annotation, biological process: calcium import into the mitochondrion; mitochondrial calcium ion homeostasis. Gene Ontology annotation, cellular component: mitochondrial inner membrane; uniplex complex. Lineage: Eukaryota; Metazoa; Chordata; Actinopteri; Cyprinodontiformes; Rivulidae.
AACAUGGCUUCGGUCCUCCUCGGUCGACUGGUCAGGCUGUCGGUCGUCAGGAGCUCCCGCUCCUCCACACCGAGAUCCUUGGUGUCGGGGAGGACCAUCACACCGAGUCGGACCGCCGUGUGCUCCUCGACCGGCGCCAUUCUGCCCAAACCCAAAAAGACCCCGUUCGGUCUGAUCCGGAUCGCCGUGGUCGUGGUUCCCUUCCUGUACGUGGGGACCCGGAUCAGUAAGAACUUCGCGGCGCUGCUGGAGGAACACGACAUCUUUGUUCCUGAGGAUGACGACGACGACGACUGACAGACUCAGGUUAUCAGAUGAUCUUGUUUGAUCGUUACCACCUGCAGGUGUGAAUGAAUACCUCCCUGAAGAUUUUGCUGCUGUUUUACAAAUUGAGCCUGCCUGCACAGGUUUCAGGGAUUUUGUUAUCGACAGACACAGCGCUGUCACCAGCUCUUCGUAUUGUACUGUAUUUGCAUGCACUACUUCCGUCUAAAUAAACUGAUUAAAGAUCUAAAUCCAACAGUGUCAGUGAGCU